Cuscuta europaea is the source of this 1474-nucleotide messenger RNA. Lineage: Eukaryota; Viridiplantae; Streptophyta; Magnoliopsida; Solanales; Convolvulaceae. The record is from the annotation of a GenBank genome assembly.
AUUUCAAUUUCGGAUCAACUGGUUUCAAGUUAGUGUGGGGGUGGAAUCGAAGACUUUCUUGGAGGGAAGUCUCUUUGGUUUACCGUAAAACCAACACUUUUUUAUUCUACGGUAAGUCAUUUCUGAAUCCUCAAUGUUGGUUUGUUUUGUUAAGAGUAAUGAAUAAUCAUCAAACUGACCAUUUGGGGAUCUUCCCGGAGGAAGUUAUUGUCCAGAUUCUUGCACGAUUGCCAGUAAAAUCACUUGCCAGAACAAAAUGCGUUUGCAGACUCUGGAAAACCCUAAUUUGCGACAAAUACUUCGCUCAGAUCUACAACGAAGCAUCGAUCCGAAACCCUAUGGUUCUAUUGGACGCAUGCGAGUCCUCAUCCGCCGGCGGCUUGAUCUGCGUCGACAAUAAAGUUGGCGUAUCUGAAUUAUCUCUCGAUUUCGUAAGAGACAGGGUGAAAGUUAGGGCUUCUUGCAAUGGGCUGUUGUGUUGUUCAAGCAUACCUGAUAAAGGUGUCUACUAUGUCUGUAAUCCCAUGACUAGAGAGUAUAAGCUUUUACCCAGAAGUAGGGAAAGACACAUCACUAGGUUUUACCCAGAUGGCGAUGCCACACUAGUUGGCUUGGCUUGCAAUUUGUCAACACGACGUUAUAACGUUGUUCUGGCCGGGUACCAUCGGUCAUUCGGGCACCGGCCUGAGAGGAAUUUCAUAUGUUUGAUCUACGAUUCGGAAUCUAAUAAGUGGAGGAGAUUUGUCUCCUUCCAAGACCACCAGUUCAAGCAAAUGAACAAGAAUCAGACGGUUUUUGUUAACGGGUCGCUACACUGGUUGACUGACACCGGUUCUUGUGUUUUAGUCCUCGAUUUGGCCAGUGAUGUUUGGCGGGAAAUCCGACUGCCGGACGGAGUGGGUUGCACGGUCGGAAACCGGGUUUACUUGCUGGAAUCGGACGGGUGUUUGUCUGUUGUACGGAUAUCAGAUGCUUGGAUGAUGGUUUAUGUUAUGAGAAGCUAUGAAAAGGAAGAAUGGGACUUGGUGGAUCGAGUGAGUCUGAGAUGCAUAAGAGGGAUGGUUCCCGGGGUGUUUCCUAUAAGUCAAACAGGUGAAUGUGUGUUUCUUGCCACACACAAGCAGGUUUUGGUGUAUAAGACAAAGAGCAAGGUGUGGAAGGAGGUGUAUUCUGUGAAGAAUGUGUCCAGGCUGCCUUUAUGGUUCUCUGCUUAUCCGUUUCGCAGCACAAUCUUUUCAUGUCAUUGAAUUCUCCUUUAAUUUACUUCUUUUAUGUUGAUAAAUUGAUGGCCUUUUGGGGGUGUAUUGAUCAUUUGAGUCUUGUAGUAUUUGGCAAUCUUGAGUUUAAGGCAAUGUAAAUAAAAAUAAGAUGCCAACUUAUCCUCCAGUUGUGAUAUUCUUUUACUAAAAUAAACUGAGAAUAAGGUUGUAUGGUGUUUACAAUCUCAACAGUAUCAAGUGGUAUUCCGAGCUAA